CCGCCCCCUCCGUUAGCCUCAGGAAGAAGAUGAUGCACACGCAGCUUGAACUGCUAAAUCAUGGCAACAUUUAUGGAGCGACUUGCUUUUCUUCAGAAAGUGCCCACCCUGAUGAAAGCGACAGCAGAUGAUGAGAAUCCCUGUCCAGGAUAUCUCUUCCAGGAGAUUGGAAAAAUCUCCCAUGAAUCAUUGGGUUGUGGACAGUGUUUGUUGGAAUACCUUCUGGAGAGAUUACAAGUGGAGUCCUGUCAUGUGAAACUUAAGGUGCUGAAAAUCUUUGUCCAUCUCUGUGGCCAUGGCUCAAAUCAUUUCCUUACAGAACUCAGAAGGAACUCCACCUUCAUUCAGCAUGCAUCAGUUUACAGCGGCCCUCCUGAUCCCAUCCAUGGCACAGCACUGUACCAGAAAGUGAGGAAUACAGCACAGGAAGUGGCUCGGUUACUUUUCACAGAUUCAGUUUCCACCGAAAGCAGCCUCUCUCCACACAGCAUGGCCCCACCAAAAAUGGGUAUGGGAUCAGCAACUUCCCACAGGUCAGGAUUGCAGGGGUUUGGAUACAGUCAGGGAAGGCAUGGAACAGCAGCCAGCGACUCGCUGCUGGAUAAGAUCCAGAAAGCUGCCGAGGUGGUGGCCAGCGCUGUUCUUCCUCCAACUGAACACCAGGGCAUCCGCCUCCACGACAACCACUACCGCGCAGUGGUGGCGCCAUCUGCACCCAUCGAGGUCGCCGUGCCGGCAUGUGCCUAUAACCUCCCUGCUUGCCAAACAAAAGUAACCCAGCGGUGCCCGGGGCAGGUAGGAGGGGGCUGGGAAGAGAUGGAUAGCAGCAACUGCUCCUCUCACAACUCUUCUCAAGACAUCGCUGCCAACAGCAGAGCGUCUGUGAGCAGCAAGUCAGCGGGUACAAGGAGCCAGUCUGGAGCCAGCAGAGAGGGUAAUGGAGAUCUAUCAGAGCGGGUAGACGCCCUGCAGCUGGGGGACUGUGCCCAGGAGAUGGCCCUCAUCAGCAGACUGACUGAAGGAUCCAGAGUUUUUUUAACCAGAGAGGAGAGUCAACACUUUAUAAAAGAGUGCUUCAUUCUUAACUGUGAAGUUGUGGUGGAGCUGCUCUCAAGCAAGCUUCAAGAUCCCUCAGACACUGUUAAGAUGCGGGCUUUAUGUGCCAUUGCGUGCCUCAUGACCUCUGACCUCUUAUCUCUGGAACAAAUGUUUGGAGCUACUCAACAUCGGCUUCGCCAACUGAGCGUGGAGCCUCCAGGGCCCGUGGCAAACAAAGCUACCAAGAUCCUGCGACAAUUUGAGGCUCUAGUCGGUGGAUCUCUACAUGCUGCUAAGCAAGAAUCAAUGAACAGCCAUCAGUCAACAGUUAGUCACGCAUCUAAAAGCUCAGACAGCUUGCUACCAAUGUACUCCAGUGACUACCCCAACCUCAGAUUUUAUCAGUCUGACGCCUCAUCUGGAGGUGUCACCAAAACAGCAAAUCACCUGUCUUCCCUUUCUAGUCAGAACCUGGAUCUGAGAUGCUCGACAGAGGAGCUGAUGCAUCAUAGUGAGGUGGAGACAAUUCAGCAAGAGUCAGUGCAAAGUAAUGCACACCCAGUCAGGACUGCUGAGAUAAACCGGCCCGCUGAAGAUCCAGAGCUUAUCAGAGAAAAAAACACCCCUCCUUCGCUGGAACCACAGACACGGCCGACUCAUCUGAGCACCUUAUCCUUAUUCAGCGGUAUGGAAAUGGUGUCCAAGGGGAGGCUGCUGUGUGAAAGAGAGAGAUCUCAUAUGAAGUCAGACAAAACAGACUACAGUUUUAAUGAGAAUCAAACUGUGUAUAACUCUGAGUAUCCAGCAAACUCAUCUAUGGAUUGCAUUGAAGCCGGUGAGAACAGCCCUUCAAAUUACAAUCCUACCGCACCUGAAAGAAGUAAACCAGUGUCUGCUUUCUCAUUUCUCAACUUUUGACCGACGUCUACCUUUUUAGGCCUGGACAUGUUAUCCCUCAAGCAAUGAUGUCGACGUGUACCUUUUAAAAAAUGGUUUAGUUUUCCAAACCAAAAUCUGAUUGGUAUACAAAAAUAUAUAUAUUUUUUCUUUUAAAUAUCUAUGUGCCUCAUUAGAAGCUGUUAUUAAAAUUAUUUUCUUUCUUUUAAAGUAGACAUACACACAUCUUUUUAAGGAGCAACCCAGAAGACCCAGAUAUUUAAGUUUCCUCACUGCAGUCAUUUUAAAAUGAUUAAUACAUCUGAAUGCAGUCAACAGACGGUAUGAGAUGCUCCACUAACAGUAUAUCAUCACAUUAUCCACAAAUACAUGAUUUUAGGAAACUCAUUCAAGCUCAAAGCAGAGAAACAAGUUGCUGCUUUUCUGUUAAGCAAGGCUGGUUAUGUUUUGGCAGCAACAACACAUCAAAUCAUGUUUUUCUAAAGGUGUUUUCAUGAACAAAUAGUAUCUUAUCAGUAUUUGAUCAUUUGCUUUUGAGUGCAAUUUAAUGUGUUCUUUUAGCAAGAUUAUGCUAGAUGAAUUUCAUAAGGAGGGGGGAAGGGGUCAUUAACCUUUGUUGAAAGUUUUGAAAUAGGAUCUUGGCCUUGAUAAUAAUGUCCCCUGAUAUCAGAAUUGUUGACCUCUUUUCACCAUUUCCAGCUUCAUCGCUACACUCCGUAGAGUAAACUGAUCGUGACACCUUUUAUUUUUUUCUGUUAAAAUUCUUGGUCAGUAAUGGAAACUUAAAAUAACAAACAUCGAAUUCAGAUCUGAUCUUAAUUUUAACCAAACAUGUACUGUUUUUGUUGUCUUUUGGCCAUGUAGGACACUUAUAAUGGUUGCUUUAUCUCAGGAUUUCUUUUGACUUACCAGUUUCACCUCUGCAGCACAUCUUGAACCUCUGAGGGAAAACCCUUCUGUUUGUAAUUUGCACUACAGUUGUUUUUCUUAAACUUACGAAAGGAGAAUUGUCUUCCAUAGUAUUUUUUUUUUGGUACUAAAGGAAUUACAGUGUAUGAGACUUGUAUAUUAAUUUACAAAUAAUUUAUGUCUACUGUAUCAUACCCAUGAAACAUUAUGAGCAGGGUUCAAAGUAUAUUGUAGACUGAUGUGAUGAAUUAUUGACAUCUGUGUGUCUGAACAAUGAAUGGAGCUGUUUGAUUAAAACGUGCACAUUUUUGACUGUCAUGUCGGGUAGAAUGAUAUUACCAUCACUUAAACAUUAUCAUGCAGCUAAAUGCCCAAACAGUAACACUAUAAUGAACACAAGCUGUGUUAUUAAACAUGUUCAAGAACAAUAAAACAUGCUGUUUUUGUUACAGC
Cololabis saira (Pacific saury) is the source of this 3297-nucleotide messenger RNA. It is a transcript of the gene tepsin, whose product is annotated as TEPSIN adaptor related protein complex 4 accessory protein. The record is from RefSeq and is a predicted model, not a curated record. Gene Ontology annotation, cellular component: trans-Golgi network membrane. The transcript is spliced from 13 exons. Lineage: Eukaryota; Metazoa; Chordata; Actinopteri; Beloniformes; Belonidae. The coding region runs from base 61 to 1956 and encodes 631 amino acids.